This is a messenger RNA of Penaeus indicus, 8862 nucleotides long. Its product is annotated as mucin-17-like. The transcript has 18 exons. The annotation marks the transcript as partial. The record is from RefSeq and is a predicted model, not a curated record. Lineage: Eukaryota; Metazoa; Arthropoda; Malacostraca; Decapoda; Penaeidae.
ACUACCAAAGACCUGCCAACUACAAGUGAAGUGACCACCAAAGGCCUGUCAACCACCAGUGAAGUGACAAAUACCAAAGACCUUGAAGUGACAACUACCAAAGGCCUACAAACCACCAGUGAAGUAACUACCAAAGACCAGUCAACCACCAGUGAAGUGACUACCAAAGAUCUGUCAACCGCCAGUGAAGUGACAGCUACCAAAGGCCUGUCAACCAACAGUGAAGUGACAACUACCAAAGACUUGCCAAUCACGAGUGAAGUGAUUACCAAAUACCUGCCAACCACCAGUGAAGUGACAACCAAAGACCUGCCAACCACGAGUGAAGUGAAUACCAAAGACCUGCCAACCACCAGUGAAGUGACUACCAAAGGCCUGCUAACCACGAGUGAAGUGACUACGAAAGACCUGUCAACCACCAUGACUACGAAAGACCUGCCGACCACCAGUAAAGUGACAACUACCAAAGACCUGCCAACCACCAGUGAAGUGACAGUUACAAAAUACCUGCGAACCACUAGUGAAAUGACUACGAAAGACCUGCUAACCAUCAGUGAAGUCACUCCCAAAGAUCUGCCAACCACGAGUGAAGUGACUACCAAAGAUCUGCCAACCACGAGUGAAGUGACUACCAAAGAUCUGCCAACCACGAGUGAAGUGACUACCAAAGACCUGCAGACCACUAGUGAAGUGAUUACGAAAGACCUGCCAACCACCAGUGAAGCGAGCAGUACUAAUGAAGUAUAUUCUACAUAUCUGGCCGAAUUUUCUAUAGCCACCGAAGGGUGCCUUACCAGUGAUACAUCUACUACCACUGAAACUUCCCCUCACAAGAACUUGUCUACAUCCACAGUGGCUUCUACUAUUUCUGAUGAAUCUACUAACCAAGAAACAUUAACGGCUACUGGUUUCUCUGCCAUUGUAGAGGCAUCAACAGAUAAUGAAACUUCCACUGUCACAGAAAUGUAUGCUACAGGACUAUCUACUAGACUGUCUAAUAUUAAUGAAGCAAUUAAUACCACAUUAGAAUCUUCAGCUUCUUUGGUAUCUAUCACUUCUGAAAUUUCUGCAGUCCCUGAUGCAUCUACAAAUACACAACUUUCUAAUGGAGUUUCUACUCUUGCUGAAGCAUCUGCUAUCACAAAAGUGUCUACUGCUCCAGAAGUCUCUACUAUUACUACUACAGAAGCACCUACUGAUUCUGUACUAUCUACCAUCACUGAAAUGUCAACCAACAUAACAGAACCAAACAGUAUUAAAGUACCAACUACUGAAGAUAUACAGACCAGUGGUAAAGUUUCUACCUCCACUGAAAAGUCAAGCACUGAAGAACCUUUUAUUACUACCAUAAGAACAGUCUCUUCUAAUUUUCCAGUUACAGUUACAUCGGCAUCUGGCAAGUUAACAAAUAAAACAAGCUCAUCUAUUCCAUCUACAGUAACUUUGAUAUCAACAGGAAUUUCUUGGUUCAACGGUUCUAAAUCAACGGCUUCUGGUCAUACAACAUUACCUGUUUCAUCAUCUACACUCACUGCUACUUUACCAACCGUUGACAGUGUGAAGUCAACAGAAACAGCACUCUUCCUUAACACCAAGGAAACUGUGGAACAGAAAACGUCAACAAAUUCUGUUCCAUCCACAUAUUCCGUUUCAACAAAUCAAGAUGUAAUUACUGUUCCUACAGGACCUUCCACCACAGAACAAAUGUCACACAAUUCGAAAUCUACAUCUUCAUAUUCAUUUAUUCCCUCUUCUGUUCCUACUCUUUCAAAAGAGUUAUCUACAGCCACACAUCAUGCAUCAUUGUCUACAGAUUUUACAGAAUCUACUAAUUCAGUUAGUGCAAAAUCAGAACUCCCAGAUAAGUAUACAGGUUCAGACCAUUCUGUAAUAGAUGAAGAAUCUACCACUGAAAAACUGUUUAACCAAAGAGCUGAUUCUACUACUACUACUGUGCCUACCACACCUGUUAAGUCUAUGCCCACUGGCAUGUCUAGUAAAGCUUCUGAUUCAAAUGUGACUGAUGUACCUACUGUGGCAUUUGAUUCUACUGUCUCUAGUUUGUAUACCACUGCUGCUGAGUCUAGCAUGUCUUCGACAACUUUUGAUUCCACUGCCUUCGUUGUGACUACUAAAACUACCACUGAUGCAUUUACUGCCACUGUUGUGUCUAAGACUACUGCUGAGUUUAUCGCAAUUUCUACUGAAACUUCUGAUUCUUCAGCUACUGAGGUUUCUAUUGAGUCUACCAUCCCUAGUGAGUCCACCACUACUGUGUCGACGCAAAAGCCCAAUUUUACUACCUUUGCCAUGAUGAUGAAAACUACUGGCACUGGUAUAUCUACCAAAACUGCCAAUAAUGAUUCUACCACUUCACCAAAGUCUACUAGAUCUAAUUUGUCCACCAAAACAGCCGAUUCUGCUGCCACAGGGUCUACAACUAUUUCUGACUCUAUCACCUAUUUUGAGUCUUCUACUACUGGUAUAUCUGGGAAAAGUACUGAUUUUACAGCGACUCAUGUAUCAACACACACUGCUGAGUUUAUGAUCACCAAACCUUCAGGUUCUACAACAGAUACCAGCAAGCCUGAGUCUGCUAUAACUGGUAUGCAAACCAAAACAUUGGAUAUUAAUGUCACUGGUGUGUCCACUGAGCAUACCAACAAUGGUGUAUCUAGCAAAACAUCAGAUUCUAGUUACACUGACGUGCAUACCAUUACUGAACUUGUAACAUCAACCACAACAUCCGAUGGUAAUAUUAUGUCUAUCAUCACUAAUGUAUCCACUGCUAAAACAGCUACUACCAGUACAGAAUCCAAUGCUAUUACUGCUUCUGCAUUCCCCACAGCAGUAACAGCCAGUGAUAAUGCAGUGUCUACUGAAACGUAUAGUGCUGCUCAAACAUCAACCACUACAAUAACGACUGCAGCUUCUGAAGUGUCUACUGAAGCAUUUACCAAUACAGACAGGUCUACAGCUUCUAAAUUUUCUAGAGCUGUUGGAGCAUCUACAACUACAGAAAUAACAGUUGCUGCUGAAGUACCUAGUGAAACAUCUGCCAGCGCAAAAAUAACCAUUUCAAAUGCUGCUGAAGAAACUACUGCUGCAAAAAUGUCUAGUGUUGCUGAAGCAUUAAGUAUUACAGAGAUGUUUACUACUGGUGAAACGUCUAUUAUCACAAACAGAACCACUAGUGCUGCUGUGCCGUCUACCGCAACGAAUAUGUAUACCGGUUUUCAAGGGUCAGAUGCUGCUGAAACACCUACCACUUCAAAAAUAUCUACAGAUUCUGAAGUGUUUAGUGUUGCUGAAGUAUCUACCACUGUAGAAAUAUCUAGUGCUUAUGAAAUGUCUGUUGCUACUGAAUCAUCUGUAACUGCGGAAAUGUCCACCACUUCUGAAGUGUCUGCUGCUCCUGAAACAUUUACCACAACAGAAAUAGUCACAGAAGUGUCUAUCGCUUCUGAAGUCUCUAGUGCUGCUGAAUCAUCUAUGACUGCAGAAAUGUCUACUUAUGAAGUGCCAAGUGUUGCUGAAGUAUCUACAGAAAUGUCUGAAGCAUCUACCACUGCAAAAAUGUCUACCGCUUCUGAAGUGUCUAGUUCUGCUGAAGCAUCCAACUCUACAGAAAUACCUAUUACUUCUGAAGUGUCUAGUGCUGCUGAAGUAUCCACCACUGCUGAAAUGUCUAUCACUUCUGAUGUGUCUGGUGCUGCUGAAACAUCUAACUCUACAGAAAUGUCUACUGCUUCUGAAUUAUUUAGUGCUGCUGAAAUAUCUACUACAAAAGUGUCUACCGCUUCUAAAGUGUCUAUUGUUGCUGAAGCAUCCAACUCUACAGAAAUGCCUAUCGCUUCUGAAGUGUUUAGUGUUUCUAACUCUACGGAAAUGUUUAUCGCUGAAGUAUCUACCUCUUCUGAAGAGUCUAAUGCAGCUGAAACAUCUACGGAAAUGUCUAUCACAUCUGAAGUGUCUGCUGCUGUUGAGACAAUGUCUACCGCUUCACAAAUGUCUAGUGCUGCUGAAGCAUCUAAAUCUACAAAAAUGCCCACCAAUUCUGGAAUGUCAAGUGCUGCUGAAACAUCUAUAGAAAUGUUUUCUGCUUCUGAAGUGUCUAGUGCGUUUGAAAUAUCUACUACAGAAUUGUCCACCGCUUCUGAAGCAUCUGUUACUCCUGAAAUAUCUACCACCAGAAAAGCGUCUGCCGCGUCUGAAGUGUCUAGUGCUGCUGAAAUAUCUACUAUUGCAGAAGUGUCUACCGUUUCUGAAGUGCCUGAUGUUGCUGAAGCAACUCCCACUACAGACAUGUCUACUGGUUCUGACGUGUAUAGUGUCUCUACAGAAAUUUCUACCGCUUCUGAAGUUUCUGGUGUUGCUAAAGCAUUAACUACUACUGAAAUGUCUAUUGUACCUGAAGUGUCUAGUACUGCUGUAACAUCUACAAAUGUAUCUGAAGUGUUUAGUGUUGCUAGAGUUUCUACCGAAAUGUCCACCGCUUCAGUGUCCAGUGGUGCUGAAACAUCUGUCAUUUCAGAUCCAUCUACUGCUGCUGAAGCAGAAAUUUCUUCUGGAGUUUCCUGGUCUGCUAAAACUACUAUUGCAGAAAUAUCUAUGUCUGAAUUAUCUAGUGCUGCUGAAGUAUCCGUUUCUACAGAAAUGCCUACCGUUCCAGAAGUGUCUCUUUGUGCUGAAGCCGCCAAUUCUAUAGAAAUGUCUACCGCUUCUGAAGUAUCUAGUGUUGCUGAGGCAUCCAAGUCUACAGAAAUGUCUACCGCUUCUGAAGUGUCUGGUGCUGCUGAAACAUCUGCAGAAAUGUCUACUGUUUCUGAAGUGUCUUAUGCUUCUGAAGCAUUGAACUCUACAAAAAUGUCCACCGAUUCUGGAGUGUCUGUUGCAGCUGAAAUAUCUACACAUAUGUCUACUGAUGCUGAAGUGUCUAGUGCUGAGGAUACAUCCAACUCUACGGAAAUGUUUACCGCUUUUGAAGUGUCUAGUGCUGCUGAAUUUUCUAACACUACAGAAAUGUCUUCCUCUCCUGAAGAGUCUAGUGCAGCUGAAACAUCUACAGAAAUGUCUACCGCUUCUGAAGUAUCCAGUGCUGCAGCAGAAGCAGUAGAAUUGUCUAGUACUGCUGAUACAUCGACUACUGAAAUGCCUACCGUUUUUGAAGUGUCUAUUGCUGCUGAAGCAUUAACUUCUAUAGAAGUUUCUAUCGCUUCUGAAUUGUCUAGUGCUGUUAAAACAUCUACCACUUCUUCUACUGCUUUUGAAGUGUCUAGUGUUGCUGAAGCAUCCAAUUCUACAGAAAUGUCUACUGCUUCUGGAGUGUCUAGUGCUGCUAAAAUAUCUACUACAGAAAUAUCUACCAAUUUUGAAAUGCUUAGUUCUGCUGAAACAUCUACCACUGUAGUAAUGUCUACCGCUUCUGAAGUGUCUCAUGCUACUGAAACAUCUGCUACUGAAAUAUCUGCCGCUUCUGAAGUGUCUAGUGCUGCAGAAGCAUCGAACACUACAGAAGUGUCUCAUGCUGCUGAAACAUUUACAAAAAGGUAUACAGCUUCUGAAGCGUCCAGUGCUGCUGUAUCAUCCAUAUCUACAGAAAUGCCUACUGCUUCUGAAACAUGUACAGAAAUCUCUACCGUUUCUGAAGUGUCGAGUACUGCUGAAGCAUACAACUCUACUGAAAUGUCUACCGCUUCUGAAGUGCCUAAUGCUGCUGAAACAUCCAACUCUACUGACAUGUCUACCGCUUCUGAAGUGUCUAGUGCUGCUGAAUCAUACAACUCUACUGAGAUGUCUACUGUUUAUGAAGUGUCUAGUGCUGCAGAAACAUCUACAAAAAGUUAUACUACUUCUGAAGUGCCUAGUGCCACAUCUAUAGAAAUGCCUACCACUUCUGAAGUUUCUCAAGCUACUGAAGCAUCUACUACAGAAAUGCCUACUUCUUCUGAAGUGUCUAGUGCUGCUGAAAUAUCCAGCUCUACAGAAAUGUCUACCGCUUCUGAAGUGUCUCAUGCUGCUGAAACAUCUAACUCUACAGAAAUGUCUACCGCUUCUGAGUGUCUAGUGCUGCAGAAGCAUCGAACACUACAGAAGUGUCUCAUGCUGCUGAAACAUUUACAAAAAGAAAUGCCUUCUGCUUCUGAAACAUGUACAGAAAUCUCUACCGUUUCUGAAGUGUCGAGUACUGCUGAAGCAUACAACUCUACUGAAAUGUCUACCGCUUCUGAAAUGUCUACCGCUUCUGAAGUGCCUAAUGCUGCUGAAACAUCCAACUCUACUGACAUGUCUACCGCUUCUGAAGUGUCUAGUGCUGCUGAAAUAUCUACCACUACAGAAAUGUCUACUGCUUCUGGAGUGUCUAGUGCUGCUGAAUCAUACAACUCUACUACAGAAAUGCCUACUUCUUCUGAAGUGUCUAGUGCUGCUGAAGCAUCUACCACUGCAAAGAUAUUUACCGCUUCUGAAGUGUCUAGUGCUGCUGAAGCAUACAACUCUACUGAAAUGUCUACCGCUUGUGAAAUGUCUAGUUCUACUGAAAUAUACAACUCUACUGAAAUGUCUUCCGCUUCUGAAAUGUCUAGUUCUACUGAAAUAUACAACUCUACUGAAAUGUCUUCCGCUUCUGAACUGUCUGGUGCUGCUGAAAUAUCCAGCUCUACAGAAAUGUCUACCGCUUCUGAAGUGUCUCUUCCUACUGAAAUACCUACUACAGAAAUGUCUACCGCUUCUGAAAUGUCUAGUGCUACUGAAGCAUACAACUCUACAAAAAUGUCUGCUGUUUCUGAAGUGUCUAGUGCUGCUGAAAUAUCUACCACUACAGAAAUGUCUUCCUCUCCUGAAGAGUCUAGUACAGCUGAAACAUUUACAGAAGUGUCUAGUGCUGAAACAUCUAUCAUUGCAGAAAUGUCUACUACUUCAGAAGUGUCUAGUGCUGGUUAUAUAUCUACUACUGAAAUGUCUGCCGUUUCUGAAGUGUCUAGUGAUGCUGAAACAUGGACCACUCCAGAAAUGUCUACCACUUCUAAUAUGUCUAAUGCUGCUGAAGUUCUUAGUGCUGUUAAAACAUCUAAAGAAAUGCCUACCAUUUUAGAAAUGUCUAGAACUACUGAAACAUUUAUUACAGAAAUGUCUACCGCUUCUGAAAUGUCUAAUGCUGCUGAAGCAUCCAACUCUAGUGUAGCUAAGAUAUCUACUACAGAAAUGUCUACCACUUCUGAAGUGUCUAGUACUGCUGAAGCAUCCAACUCUACAGAAAUAUCUACCACUUCUGAAGUUUCCAGUGCUGCAGAAAUGUCUACCGCUUCUGAAAUGUCUAGUGCUGAUGAAGCAUUCACUUCUACAGAAAUGUCUACUGCUUCUGAAUUGUCUAGUGCUGCUGAAACAUCUACCACUGCAGAAAUGUCUGCCGUUUCUAAAAUGUGUAAUGCUGCUGAAGCAUCCACCUCUACUGAAAUGUCUACCGCCUCUGAGAUGUCUAGUGCUGCUGAAGCAUUAAAUUCUACAGCAAAGUCUACUGCUCUUGAAGUGCCUAGUGCGGUAGAAAUGUCUACCGCUUCUGAAGUGUCUGUUGCUGCUGAAAUGUAUUCCGCUUCUGAAAGGUCUAGUGCUAUUGAAGCAUUAAACUCUACUGAAAUGUCUACCGCUUCUGAAGUGUCUAAUGCUUUUGAAACAUCCACAUUUACUGGAUUGUCUACCACUUCUGAAGUGUCUAGUGCUGUUGAAGCAUUAAACUCUACAACAAGGUCUACUGCUUCUGAAGCGUCUAGUGCGGUAGAAAUGUCUACCGCUUCUGAAGUGUCUAAUGUUGCUGAAUCAUCUACCACUGAAGUGUCUAUUGCUACUAAAACUUGUAACACUGUAGAAAUAUCUACUGCUUCUGAAGUGUCUAGUGCUACUGAAGCAUCUACUACUGAAUUGUCUAGUACUGAUGAAACAUCUACCACUGCAGAAAUGUCUGCCGCUUCUGAAGUGUCUGGUGCUGCUAAAGCAUCUGACACUGCAGAAAUGUCUACUGCUUCUGAAGUGUCUCCUGCUACUGAAAAUUCUACUACAGAAAUUUGUAUUAUAUCGACAGAUAUUGCAAGAUUCUCUGUUUCAUCUACAGUAACUCUGUCAUCAACAGGAAUAACUUUGCUCAACGGUUUUAAAUCAAUGCUUCCUGGUCCUACACCCUCAUAUAUUAUAUAUACAUCUACAAUCAGUGCUGCUCUACCGACCGCUGAAAGUGUGAAGUCAACAGAAGCGGCACUCAUCCUUGCCACCAAGGAAACUGAAACUUCCGAAUCUACAACCGCUGAUUUGUCCAACACAACCACUGGUCCCACUGCUAGUGCUGUAGCUUCAAAAUUUUAUUAUACUGCCACUGUGAAAAAAAUGUGUUGCGGCGUCUCUGAGUCAGGUGGCGGAGCUGAGUACCUUAGCUGUGCCACUUUACCCAUUGAAAUGGUGCAGGAGAAAGAUGCGAUCUUGCUGAUAACGCUGGUGUCCCAUAGAUCUAUCACCAGCCACCCGCUCUUCUCUUACACGUCCAGAUAUCAUAACGUCAAGAUGAACAGAGCUCUUCGUGGAAAGAUUCAGAUGCUACCUCUUCUUCUGUCGCGCCUUCAGCUUUUGGACACCCUCCUUCAACAGCUGUUACGGGCUGUACCACGGAAGCUGAACUUUAUUUCAUAUACUCACACUAAUGAUAAUAAUUAUAAUGAUAGUAAAAAUGAUGAUGAUGAUGAUGAUAAUAAUAAUCCUCCAUUACAAAUCCUCCAUGCAUCACGCCUCAGAGAAUCCCAAGUGACAACAACACCCACAGCGCCCACGAGACAGAUAGAGCUAGCGGUGGUGUCCUGUGAAAUUCCAGGAGAAUAA